AAUCAUAGAUUCAUAGACAGUGGAGGAGAAGAAAAUCUAAAAACAGGAAAAAUUAGUAGAAAAAGAUUGUAAUUAAAGGGAAAAAAAAGCUUGUAAAAAGAAGGAAAAAAAAAUCCCAAAUAAUGGAGGAGAGCCAUUGGAUAUUGCAGAUGAGAGUGAGAGAGAGAGAGAGAGAGAGAGAGAGAGAGAGAGAGAGAGAGAGGCAUGGAGAAUCCCAAUGCUCAGUCUAUCAGACAUCACAGCCUAGUCUUCACACCCUCUUGUCACCAAUUAUGCUAUUGCUACUAAACUAAUCCCUGCUUCUUUCUCUUUUUCCUACAACACACGGUCCUCUUGCAUCUUCUACUCCCAUCAAACUCUCUUCUUCUUCCUCUUCUUCUUCUUCCCCGAACCAACUGAACCCAUGAUCUGAAAUUUGAUACCCAAUCAACAACCAUUGCCUUUUUUUUAUGGUCAUCAACAAAAAACCCAGAUCGCAUAAUCACUCUCUGAACCCAAAUUUCAUGAGAGAGGAUCGAACUGAAAUGUCUGAAGACGACGACCGAUCGCCGCCUUCUGAUUCUGUUACCACCACUGAUUCGUGUUUCAGCAAGACCCAGACUCGUACUUCUGGUUCUACUUCUGGGUCUGGACCCAGUUCUGUACCUGAAUUCCAAGCUCCCUACCCUGACCAAGUCCUGGAAAAUGUCCUCGAGAACGUUCUCUGCUUCUUAACCUCUCGGCGCGACAGAAACGCCGCGUCAUUGGUCUGCAGGUCGUGGUACCGUGUUGAGGCGCUCACCCGAUCCGAACUCUUCAUUGGGAACUGCUAUGCCCUCUCCCCUCGACGCGCCACGUCGCGGUUCACCCGAAUCCGAUCCGUAACACUGAAGGGGAAACCCCGUUUCGCCGAUUUCAAUCUUUUGCCGCCCACUUGGGGAGCCUACUUCGCGCCUUGGGUUUCUGCCAUGGCUAAGGCGUACCCGUGGCUCGAGAAGCUUCACCUAAAGCGCAUGACCGUGACGGACGACGAUCUCGCGCUUCUUGCAGAGUCCUUUUCCGGGUUUAAGGAGCUCGUGCUUGUGUGUUGUGAUGGUUUUGGUACUAGCGGGCUCGCUUAUGUUGCUAGCAAGUGCAGACAACUGAGAGUGCUUGAUCUGAUUGAAUCUGAGGUAUCAGAUGAUGAAGUUGAUUGGAUAUCAUGUUUUCCAGAGAGUGAAAUGUGUCUCGAAUCUCUGAUUUUUGAUUGCGUCGACUGCCCCAUCAAUUUUGAUGCAUUGGAGAGGCUGGUUGCGCGGUCACCUUCACUGAGGAAACUCAGGUUGAACCGAUCUGUUUCAAUUGGCCAGCUACACCGAUUGAUGGUACGAGCUCCACAACUCACACAUCUUGGGACAGGAUCAUUUCGACCAUCAGAGGAUGUGGCUCACGGUGAACAAGAACCAGAUUAUGUAUCUGCAUUUGCUGCUUGCGAAUCCUUAGUUUGCCUAUCUGGCUUUAGGGAAAUCGUUCCAGACUACUUGCCAGCAAUUUACCCAGUUUGUGCCAAUCUCACUUCUCUGAACUUAAGCUAUGCAAAUAUCAAUGCGGAGCAGCUUAGACCCAUAAUACGCAAUUGCCAUAAGCUUCAGAUUUUGUGGGUCCUUGAUUCAAUAUGUGAUGAAGGACUUCAGGCUGUGGCUGCAACAUGCAAGGAACUCCAUGAGUUGCGGGUUUUCCCUAUUGAUGCAUGUGAGGAUAGCGAAGGCCCUGUUUCUGAAGUUGGUCUCCAAGCAAUUUCGGAGGGUUGUAGAAAGCUUCAAUCUAUUUUAUAUUUUUGCCAACGGAUGACAAAUGCAGCUGUUAUAGCAAUGUCAAAGAACUGCCCAGAUCUUGUUGUGUUCCGUCUUUGUAUAAUGGGACGUCACAGGCCAGAUCAUGUCACUGGAGAACCUAUGGAUGAAGGAUUUGGAGCCAUUGUCAUGAAUUGUAAGAAUCUCACUCGGCUUGCUGUAUCAGGUUUAUUGACUGAUAGAGCUUUCAGUUAUAUUGGAAGAUAUGGGAAAACAGUAAGGACCCUGUCUGUUGCUUUUGCUGGGGAUAGUGACAUGGGGCUGAAGUAUGUGCUUGAGGGCUGCCCCAGAUUGCAGAAGCUUGAGAUUAGAGAUAGUCCAUUUGGGGAUGCAGCCUUGCUUUCUGGUCUGCAUCACUAUUACAACAUGAGAUUCCUUUGGAUGUCUUCCUGUAAGUUAACUUCUGGUGGUUGCCAGCAGAUUGCUCGAGCUUUGCCCCGUCUGGUAGUGGAAGUGAUUAAUGAUGAAGCUGAUGAAGACAUGGGUAAUUUUGUUGAUAAGUUAUACAUGUAUAGAUCUCUUGAAGGGCCAAGAGAUGAUGCACCAAAGGUUGUUUCCAUCUUGUAGGCAUUUGCACUGCAGGAAGAUGUAUCAGAUAUUCUUAUUUUGGCUAUUGGACAAGUGGCAAGCAUUUUUUUUCUUUUUGCGGGAAUGUUGAAUUCAGGAAGAACUGGUUAUAUUAGCCCGCAAGGUCUAUAAUUUUUGUUGGAGAAAGUUGAGUAAACAACUUCUGCCCUUGUCCUGUGAUGUUACGUAUGGCAUUCAAAGCAGAAACUCUAUGAAGGACCACAAUUAUUUUCUUUGCUUUGGUUCUUGAGGAGGACUCGAUCAAGAAGGGGCUAAUGAAGAAGAUAGAUCUCUCUGUAACAAGUAGACCACUUGAUCUUGUUUGUAUUCAGAUGCUUCUAAAUUUUUAUGUUUCUUUUCCGUCAUACUCAUUUGAUCAUAAACGAGAAGGCUGCCAGAGAAAAGGGAUGGAAGGCACAUUUUGGGGUUUGGGGUGGGGUGGGGGGUGUGGGUGGUGGUGGUGGGGGGAGGUGGGGGUGUGGAGAGAAGAUAAUUUUCUAUCCUUUGUUAUGAAGAAAAUCAAGAUCGGUUGAAAUUUGAAAUGAUGUUGGAAAUGUGAAGGAACUUUUCUUUCACCAUAAUGCCAUCAGCAGAGGAGAAUCCAGAGAGCAAAAUUAAGGAGCAAGCAUUCACCUUUUAGAAGAAAUGGAUCUUAUUUUUUAUUCAAAUGGUAGCUAGUCCGAGUUGAAGCUGGUGACUGGUGAGAACUAUAUCCCAGAUUGAUACACCUCCCUCUCUCUCUCUCUCUCUCUCUCUCAACGUUUGUUUUCUUAAGAUGUGAUGUUGUAGCACCUGACUGUUGAAUUUAUUAUUGUUAUUGUUAGCCAAUGUUGAGAUAGGUCAUAAAUGCUAAAUAUUCAUAUGUGAAUGGACCAUAAUACUUCAGAA
Messenger RNA from Hevea brasiliensis (rubber tree), 3266 nucleotides. RefSeq names its product transport inhibitor response 1-like protein. Bases 450 to 2378 code for a protein of 642 amino acids. NCBI's taxonomy places the organism in Eukaryota, Viridiplantae, Streptophyta, Magnoliopsida, Malpighiales, Euphorbiaceae. Gene Ontology annotation, molecular function: protein binding. Gene Ontology annotation, cellular component: SCF ubiquitin ligase complex. Gene Ontology annotation, biological process: SCF-dependent proteasomal ubiquitin-dependent protein catabolic process. The record is from RefSeq and is a predicted model, not a curated record. The transcript has 3 exons.